AUGCUGGGUUUGGAGAGAUCGCUCGGGGGCGUGGCCCUGGUUGUCUUUUUGGCGUCCGCGUACUCGCAGCAUAGCGCGCACGAGCACCUCGUGGGCGCGCUGGACAGGCGCAUCGCGCUGCUGGAAAAGCAGGCUGGUGACUUGAGGGCGCAAGAAGCAGGCGAAGUGGUGCUCCUCCGAGGAGUGCUGGAGAGGCUCACCAUAGCGAUCGAGACGGCGCAGGCACACGACGAGACGGCGCAGGCAGCACAAACCGAGACGGAAGACAUGGCUCAACUGGAUUUACUUUCGAGCAAGUCCUUUCGGCUGUUGACGAGACCAACUGUCCGCGACACCAAUGCUUGCGACUCUUGA
Emiliania huxleyi CCMP1516 is the source of this 354-nucleotide messenger RNA. RefSeq lists its product as hypothetical. The record is from RefSeq and is a predicted model, not a curated record. The coding region runs from base 1 to 354 and encodes 117 amino acids. The transcript has 2 exons. Lineage: Eukaryota; Haptophyta; Isochrysidales; Noelaerhabdaceae.